Molecule: messenger RNA, 2360 nt
Organism: Monodelphis domestica (gray short-tailed opossum)
Lineage: Eukaryota; Metazoa; Chordata; Mammalia; Didelphimorphia; Didelphidae
Gene: FXN
Product: frataxin
Biological process (GO): iron incorporation into metallo-sulfur cluster; intracellular iron ion homeostasis
Cellular component (GO): mitochondrion
Molecular function (GO): iron chaperone activity; ferrous iron binding; 2 iron, 2 sulfur cluster binding
Source: RefSeq, a predicted model, not a curated record
UCCUUUGCAGUUCAACCUGAAUAGGAGCUGGUCUGAUUUGUAGAAAAGUGAGCAGCCUUGUCAGUUCUAAAGAGCCCCUCAUAAGGACUGAAGUUUAACUGGAACCAGAAGAGCAUCAAGUCAAAAACCAAUACCUCUUUAAACAUUCCUUGAGCUGAUGAGACUACCAAAGGGGCCCCAAAGCCAACACACUUUUCUUGAAGGAUAAACUCUUAGCAGCAAUAAAGACAUCUGGAGCAGGACAGGGACUCCUCUACAGGAGCUUUCCCUCCUUUGGAAUACUUAUUUGAUAUUAUCUAUAUCACCUUACCCAAGUUGUUUCUUCUCUCUGGGCCUCAGAUUCCUCCUCAGUAAAAGGAAGCCAGUUGGGGGUACAGUGUAUAGAUCAUUGGACAUGGAAGACAAGGUUGAUAUUGCUUCAUACAUUUACUUGCUGUGUCAAUGCUCUCAGUCUCAGCUUCUUCCUAUAAAAUAGUGAUAACAAUAGGACCUGCCUAUAUCCUGACUUUGCCAUAUACUAGCUAUAUAACCCUAAGCAAGACACAACUUCUCUUUAAGUCUCUAUUUUCCUCAUCUGCAAAAUGGAGAUAAUAUGAGCACCUAUCUCCCAGGGUUGCUGUGAGGAUCAAAUGAGAUAGAUUGUAAAUCAUUUAGCAUAGUACCUUGCCCCUAGUGAGUGGUACAUAAAUGUCAUUGUUAUUCCUAGUAAGUGUCUGUAAAAUGGGCCUAAUAGUAGCUUCCUUCCAGGGUUGUUGAGGGCAUAAAAUGAGAUAUCUGCAAAGAAAUUAACAUAGUUCCUGGUUCCUGCCAAUGGUGCUUUGUAACUGUUAGCCAUUAUUAUUAUGUUAAAAGAGGAUAAUAGCACCUAAUUCCCAAGGGUGUAGAGCAGCUCAAAUGAGAUAUUUAUAAGGUGCUUUGUACAAUGUUUGGCAUAUAGUAAGUCCCAUAGAAAUGUUAGUUAUUAUUAUUAUUAUCUCUAAAAUGGGGAUACUAAGGCCUAUCUCUCAGGAAUGUUAGGAGGAUCAAAUGAGAUAAUUAGUGCCUGGCACAUUGUAAGUGAUAUAUUAAUGUUAGUUAUUAUUAUCAACAUCAUCACGAGUAAGGGUUGGACUGGAAGAUGGUCCCUUCCAGCUCCAAAGUUUGGACAGAUUUCAUCAGUACAAGGAAUGCUACAAGAGGAAAUUCCCUCCACUGAUAUAAACACAUGCUUUGUAACCUAAAGUCUUCAGAGUUCUCUGAAUCACACUGAAUGUUAAGUGACUUGCCCACCAGUUGCACAGACAUUAUAUGUCAGAAGUUGAACUUGCACCAGGUUUCCACAUCCAAAGACUUCACCCAAGGACACGAUAUUAAUUAAGCAUCCAGUUACUAGUCCAAGAUUACAAGAGGUCCCGGUUGGAAAAAGCCAGCAGGGAAGCUGCGGACUUGCACCACCAGGAGGCAGGCGCGUGAAGCCCAAGGUUCGCGCGGUUUAUCGGGAGCAGACAAAGGAGGAGGAGCCAGCUCCCACACUCCCCAAGGCCUUGCGGCCCCGCAGCGAACGGCACGAGUAAUAUGUGGAGGCCCAGGCUGGAAGUGUUUUCUGGCCUCCUGGCCCAGGCGGUACCGCGGAGGCCUUGCAGGGCCGAGCCGCACACGUUGCAACAGCCGGGGUCGGGACCUGGGACCGCUCCGCUCUGCAGCCUCCCCGCCCUCGCAACAGGGGCCGAAGCUGUAGCUUCCUGGUCACCGGGAAAGUUCAAUUCUCAGUUCCAAGGCUUCAGAGGCCAGAUUCCAAAGGUCAAAAAGCAGAGCGUUCUUUUGCUGAAUUUGAGGAAAUCGGGAACUUUGGGUGACAAAAAUUCACUGGAUGAAACUACUUAUGAAAAACUUGCAGAGGAAACACUGGACUCCUUGGCAGAUUUUUUUGAAGAUCUCGGAGACAAGCCUUUCACAUCUAAGGAUUACGAUGUUUCUUUGGGGAGUGGCGUUCUCACAAUAAAACUGGGCGGAGACCUGGGAACCUACGUGAUCAACAAGCAGACCCCCAACAAGCAGAUCUGGUUGUCUUCUCCAACCAGUGGUCCCAAACGCUACGACUGGACAGGGAAGAACUGGGUAUAUGUUCAUGAUGGAGUGUCCCUCCACGAACUGCUGGAAAUGGAAUUUUCCCAAACCUUGAAAACUCAAUUAGACUUGUCUUCCCUGGUCUAUUCUGGAAAAGACACUUGACGUGAUCUAAUUUUCAAAGACAUUGAGGACUAUAGACGAAGAGUACCUCCUCUGCACAUUAACUCGUGUUUGCCCUUUUGUGUUUUCCCCACCCUUCGCUUCAUUGUAUGUGAUAGCUAUAUGAAAAGAAUAUAUAUUUUUAACCUCAA